AUGCAACUCACCAAGGAUAAGAGUGCUGAGCCACAAACACGAGCUUCUGGAAUUUGUCUACAAUUUGGACACCCCACUGAUAUGUGUCCCACACUGCAAGAAGAUGUUGAACAAGCACAAGCACUUGGAGGCUACCAGGAGCAAAAUUCAAGGCAAUAUGAACAAUAUCAAGGCAAUCAGAAUUGGGGACCUCCUAACAUGAGUUAUCAGCAAAGGCCCCCACAGUAUCAGCGACGCUCGCCCUUCCAAGGUAAUCAACAACAACAAAGCUAUCAGUCUAGACAACAACCAUCCGCACAACAACAAGCGGGAAGCUCAGGAAUGUCUUUAGAGGACAUUGUGAAAAGUUUGGCAACCAGCACGCAUACGUUCCAACAGGAGACUAAAGCUAGCAUCAAGAAUUUGGAACAACAAAUGGCUCAACUUGCUAGCUCGGUGAGUAAAUUAGAGUCUCAAGGUAAAUUGCCCGCACAAACCGAGAAUAACCCAAAGCACAACGUGAGUGCCAUUACUUUGAGGAGUGGAAAGAGCUAUGACGGUCCGAGUAUGCAAAAAGAAGAGGAAAUUGUUGUUGAGAAGAAGAACCAGGAUAAGACGAAAUUACAAGAACCGGUUAGAAGUGAAAUGAACUUUACUCCGAUAGCUCCAUUCCCAUCAAGGCUACAAAGCACAAAAAAGGAAAGGGAAGAGCAAGAAAUCAUGGAGACAUUCAGAAAGGUAGAGGUAAAUAUUCCACUUCUUGAUGCCAUUAAACAAGUCCCACGGUAUGCGAAGUUCCUCAAAGAACUUUGUACGUCAAAGAAGAAGCUUAAAGGUAAUGAAACGAUCAAGGUUAGUGAAAAUAUUUCUUCAGUGUUACAAAAGAGACUACCUCCAAAGUGCAAGGAUCCAGGUGUUUUCACCGUUCCUUGUAAAUUGGGGAAUAUCACUGUGCCUAGAGCUAUGUUGGACCUUGGAGCCUCUAUUAACGUCCUACCAUACUCGAUUUUUAAAACACUUAAUGUAGGACUGUUAAAGAGGACCGGGGUAGUCAUUCAAUUGGCCGAUCAAUCCAUAGUACACCCAAAAGGUGUAUUAGAAGAUAUAUUGGUUCAAGUGAAUGAAUUAGUCUUUCCAGCUGAUUUUUAUGUGCUAGACAUGGAGGGUGAUGAAGCCCCAAAUUCAAGUUCUAUAUUAUUAGGGAGGCCAUUUUUAAAAACCGCAAGGACAAAAAUCGAUGUUUAUAGCGGCACCCUUUCUAUGGAAUUUGAUGGGGGAGAUGUAAUUGAACCACUAACUAAUGAAUGUUUUGAGUUGUCUAACCAUGAUGUUCAAGCAUUAGUGUCAAACAAAAACAUUGACGAAGCUGCAUUAAAGGAACUUCCUGAAAAGCUUAAGCUUGGGGAGGAUCUAAUGGAUGUCACGAUCCUCAUGGACCCGCAGAAGAAAGCAAAGGAAAGAGCAUCAAAAAUGAAAUCACCAAGUAUUGUCCAAAAGCUUCUUCCAUGUAUUGAGCAAGCACCAGAUUAA
This is a messenger RNA of Helianthus annuus (common sunflower), 1509 nucleotides long. RefSeq lists its product as uncharacterized. The record is from RefSeq and is a predicted model, not a curated record. The transcript is spliced from 2 exons. NCBI's taxonomy places the organism in Eukaryota, Viridiplantae, Streptophyta, Magnoliopsida, Asterales, Asteraceae. Bases 1 to 1509 code for a protein of 502 amino acids.